ACUUACCACUCAUUUUGGUUGUUGAAAGGUUUGCUGACCAUUUCACAUCAAAAUUUUCAAUUAUCUGCUGUUGUUUCAAUAGUUUAUCGGUUUUUCUCAAUAUUUUCUGGUUUAAUUACUAUCUUCCAGUGGAAAGCAGUGUUGUUCAAUGGUUCAAGUGAUGUGAAACGUCCCUCGAUUGUGUCCUUGUCCGAGAUUGUUUCGUUUUCUGAUUCCGUGUAACAUUUUGUGUUGUUGCUUAAUCCGUCAAAACGCUUCCUAAAGUGGAUUUUAAAUUGCAGAGUUCAGCGCCUGCCCCGGUUAUUGACCGCAGUUAGGCUUGUGGACGGCCUCCGGAAUUGAGACACUUCUACUAGCAUAACCUUGAACACCAGAGCCAGCAGUCGAAAUGAACAGACGGAACAAAGGCCCGGGGCUAAAAAUCCAAAUGGAUGUGGCCUCCAAUUCGAACCCUGUAACACCUCCAAGAAAUCUGGACAAAACUGCUACCAUAACGAUCGGUAGCAACACAUUCGUCGUCGAAGCGGACAAUCUGGAGAAGAUAUGUGAUCUUGGACGCGGUGCCUACGGAAUAGUCGAAAAGAUGCGCCACAAACAAACCAACACGAUUAUGGCCGUCAAACGGAUCACUGCAACCGGACAGACGCAGGAGCAGAAACGACUCCUGAUGGAUUUGGACAUUUCGAUGCGUGCCAGUGACUGCCAGUACACUGUUCACUUCUACGGUGCUUUGUUCCGCGAGGGGGACGUUUGGAUUUGCAUGGAAGUGAUGGACACCAGUAUAGAUAAGUUCUACCCGAUCGUGUUCAAAAAUGGGCGAAAGAUGCCGGAGGAUAUUCUCGGAAAGAUCGCGGUCGCAGUUGUUAAUGCACUUAAUUAUCUCUACACUAAGCUGCGUGUUAUCCACAGAGAUGUGAAACCGUCCAAUAUACUGAUUAAUAGGCAAGGGGAUGUCAAAAUGUGUGACUUUGGUAUUUCAGGAUACCUAGUUGAUUCAGUGGCCAAAACAAUUGAUGCUGGUUGUAAGCCAUACAUGGCUCCAGAAAGGAUAGAUCCUCAAGGUAAUCCUGGAGAGUACAAUAUCAAAUCAGACGUGUGGUCGUUGGGAAUCAGUAUGAUUGAAAUGGCCACUGGGACUUUUCCCUACAGCACGUGGGGUUCUCCAUUCGAGCAACUGAAACAAGUUUGUAAAGAUGAACCACCACGGCUAAAAUCCGACGACUUCACAGAAGUGUUCAAAAACUUCAUCGUCGCUUGCCUGCAGAAGAAGUUCCAGGAUCGAUACAACUACGACCAGUUGUUGAACCACCCCUUCAUCCAAGAGCACACCGAAAAGACGACAGAUGUCGCCACGUUCGUUAGCGAAAUUCUAGAUUUGGCUGCCACGGUUUGAUCCGAAUGGUCCCCUAGUGAUAAACCAGUAAUAUACACAUUUAGUUAGGAUUUUUUAUUAGACAUGUAAGAAUCGCGUCUGAAACAACAAAUUACAGCCAUCCUAAAGUCCGGAAUGAUAUACCUUGUAAUCUUAGCCACAACUAAUAUGCCAUAAUGUUCUACUUCGUUUCAUUGACCCAGAGGAGUCUGUCCAGAUGAGUUAGCUGGUGCAAAAAUCUCUUGAUCAGAGUGAAAUCGAGUAAAUUCGUGAACUUCAAUUCUGAUUGCGUCAAGCUGGCUUCAACGGCCUCGUGUUGUAUGGAUGGCUUCUCUCACGACAAAUAGCAAGUCAAAUUAUUUGAAGAUAAAUAUAUAUAUUUUCAAGUGGAGCAGUUUUACUGUGCUUAUUAUUUGAUUAUAUUUUGGUUCAUCAGUUAUUGAAAGUAUUUCGUACAAAUUGGUUUAUUCGACUGCAAUCGACAAUUACUAUGUUUCAUUCAUAGGUAAUGCUAAGAAAAAUCGUUUUAAUUGUUUAAUCAAUCGAUAAAAAAUAAAUAAAACAGCUAUCGACCUUUUAAAA
Molecule: messenger RNA, 1954 nt
Organism: Aedes aegypti (yellow fever mosquito)
Lineage: Eukaryota; Metazoa; Arthropoda; Insecta; Diptera; Culicidae
Gene: lic
Product: dual specificity mitogen-activated protein kinase kinase 3
Exons: 7
Coding region: 389-1393 (334 amino acids)
Biological process (GO): protein phosphorylation; stress-activated MAPK cascade
Molecular function (GO): MAP kinase kinase activity; ATP binding
Source: RefSeq, a predicted model, not a curated record